CGGAAGUUCCUUGCUCGUCACAUUCACAUCCUCCGAUAGCUAAACAAAAACAUUAACACACAUACAAUAGCUAGUGUUUAUAUUUGACAACGUUAACGUUACGUCUCGUUAUGGUCCACUUACGGACGGAAUUGCUCUUAAAUGACUGCAAACUCUUCUUCACGUGUGUUUUGUUUGUGCGGCACAGGCAUUCGGUUAACGUUAGCUUGCUAAACCACGCACAUGUGUAACUUACUCGACUGUUCCCGCUUUUUUUCAUGGACGUGCUUUAUACACUUUUGUGAGAACCUCCGCCAUUACAAAAAUGACUUAAGGUGAUGCAGAACGAUGGCGGACAUUAUUUCUGUCAGCUCGGGCAGCGACGAGGACUCUGACAUAAUGCUUAUAGGCAGCUACAAAGAAGCCAAAGAAGACGCGGUGCCGUUUAUCCGACAAGAAUGGCUCCCGGUUACACCUGUCCUCAUCGAUAUCACACACCAAAAGUUGGUCUCUUCCAUUCGAAAAGGAUUAAGGAGAGAUAAUAUUUCCCCCCUAGUUAUCGAUCUUACAGAUGUUGAACUGGGACUGCAGGAUUCAGCCCAGGCUCUGCCAUCAAUAGAUACCAUAUACAAGCACGUGGGAUACCCCACACAUCCAAUGACAACAUCUUUUGGAAAAGCUGAACAAUCCGAAUGUCCGAUCAACGAUAGUGGAAAAGAUUUAGCCAGUUCUGAAUGUAGCCAGGACAUUGUGCAGUCUGCAAACGAAAGGACUUUUGAAAGAUCAUCCGAAGUAUUGAAAGACUCUUUUGCAGUAUCACAGAACACAGAAGAGACACAACUCUCACCGACUGGGUGCGGCAUAAGAGCAGACCAAGAAAAGGAAAACUCUCCUUACAGCCUUGAUAGUCCUUAUUACUGUCCAAGUGAAGUAGAUGCUGUUCUUUUCUCUGAUGAAUCCAAUAAUGACACCACCUUCAAAACAUGGUGCAGCCCGGAGUCACCUCAAAUACAUCACUUUGAAAGUCAUACUGGAUUACAGUCAACGGAGGACGGUGCGACUGUAAAUACUGGUGACAACAAAGACGUAAAUCAAAUGUCGACAACCCAGAUUCCGCCUUCAUCCCCCUCCACGCAGCCUUCUCUGGGUGUAUCGCCCUGUAACCCUGAAUGUGCACCCAAAGAGAAUCAAUCCAGCAAAGCAAACAGUCCCACCUCUACAGAGAUUCUCGCCAGUGACACAGCGGCACACUCACCUGGUUUGUCAACAUGGAGCUUAUCAAGCAGCAACUUCACCAUGCCCAUCUCCCUGCCUUCCUCACCAGCAUUGUUAGAUGUGGCGUCCCGGGAAAACUCCCCCACUAGACUUAUGCAGAUGAGCAUCGGUGAAGACCAUAAAGAUGAUAACGUGGAGUCAAAUGUUUCUGAAGAAAACGCACAACAUAUCUGUCUGGCUCAGUUCAGAAAACUGAGGCAGUGUGUGGUUGGCACGGUUUCACACAUGCUUGAAGAUGGAGAAAAUGAUGAAGACUUUGGUUCUCCUGAACCACUUUGUCGACAGAGCCUCAGCUUGGUUUACAGCACCAUUGAGGAGAAUUACCCAGAGGGCACUCUUCAGCUUCUGGGUGACUUCAUUCAGCCUCGAUACUACCCACCUGUCGCCAUCACAUCACAUCUACUCAGGGGGAUUUUCUUGGACACACAAAGUUCUUAUGUUCUAGCCAUAGAGGCCUAUAACCUGUUGAUGAAGAUACAGAGAUAUCACCCCGCAGAUAAAGCAACAAUCCCGUGGGACUGGGAACUGCUGUCGUCGGUUAUGGAGGAAAAGGAUGACACUAAGAGGUUACGGACCGAGGUUCGCUGCAUGCUACUGCAGUAUGUGUUGCAGGUUUUAGAAGAUGAUUUUCAGUUUAAACUCACAAAUCGGCAUCUUCAAGACUCUGUUGCAAAGGAAAUGCUUUCUUGUGACCAAAGGUUCAGACGUGUCAAGGAUUUAAUAAAUUGGCUAAUGAAUGCUGUUAAGGAACCAGUACACCACUCAGAAGAUGUGAAAUACCCAAAGAGAGAGAGCAACAACUGUCUUAAGAUUGUAUUGUCACUUCAGAGGAUGUUGACACUGGCCCUGGAGGUGGACAAGGCCCCCACUCGCAAUUCAAGCAAACUUUCACAAGAACUCUUCCAAAAGCUGCACACACUCUCACCAUGCAGGCAGAGAAGACUCUUAUUUUUAAGCACUUUGGAGAGCAAACUGCUGAGAUGUAAAUUAUUGGACAUGCUGUUGGAUGACGCUUGUUCUCAGAAGAUCACCUUGCCUAUGUCUUUAAGCAUGCUGCUACACUACCUCCAGAGUGCCACACUACCUUCAGAUCCUUCAGUAAAACAAACAAUAACAGUGUUUUAUAGCAGAUUUAAUAUUGCAUUGGUCUCCUUUGUUAAAAAUAAACAAAACCGAAAUGAUCUCCCUUUGUGUUGUCAGGAUGGAGGAGAGAGAUGGAGAAAGUGGGAUGAACUUCUUCAACUUCUUUGGAUGCUGACGCUCAGUUAUGAAGAGGUGGUGACAGGUCACCUACAAUAUCCCAUCACCGAACGUUUUAAAAAGGCACGCUCUCCAUUGUGGACGCAGAAUGACCAGGUGAAACGGUCAGCGGUGCGGAGGGCGGCCGAGGCCUUCCAGUCUCGUGCAGUCAAAGACAUUGGUCAUGAUAUUUCAAUGGAAAUGAAGGAGUCACUGUCGCAACUACAGGACCACAUAACUGACACAUCAAGUGUCAUUCAGAUUCAUUGACUUUUUAUAAUAACUGUUUUGAUGUUUUUACCUUUUAAAGACAUAUACUUUUAAAUGACUUAUGUUUGUUCAGCAAAACUGUUCAACACUCUAUCAGUUAUUUUAGUUUGUGCUAUUUAAUGUCUAAGGCAGCUUUGUAUGGCUUUAUGUUCAACAUUUCUAGAAAACGAUCAACACCUCAAAUCUCUAUCACUACCCAAUAAAACCACAGCAGCACCUUAAAUAAUACACAUAAGAUUGUUUGUCAAAGUUGUAACUGUUCAUUAAUGAUUAGUUAUUCAUCACAUAUAUCAUAUUUGUUUAAUAUUUCAAACAAAACAACAGUAAUCAACUGGUAACCACCAAACUAUUAAUUACAAAAAAACGUACAGUGUAAGUGAUUUCAUACAA
Molecule: messenger RNA, 3153 nt
Organism: Triplophysa dalaica
Lineage: Eukaryota; Metazoa; Chordata; Actinopteri; Cypriniformes; Nemacheilidae
Gene: simc1
Product: SUMO interacting motifs containing 1
Exons: 9
Coding region: 328-2763 (811 amino acids)
Source: RefSeq, a predicted model, not a curated record